Messenger RNA from Cuscuta europaea, 3797 nucleotides. NCBI's taxonomy places the organism in Eukaryota, Viridiplantae, Streptophyta, Magnoliopsida, Solanales, Convolvulaceae. The record is from the annotation of a GenBank genome assembly.
GGACCCUCAAAGUAGUUUUCAGUGAGAUCCAAGUGCUCCAACUUGGAGCAAUUGUACAAGAACGUAGGGGAGUGGUGGGGGAUGUAAUUGUAGGAAAGAUCGAGUGUGGUGAGGUUGCUAAGGUUGCAGAUUCCCGACGGGGUUUUGGAGACAAUGUCGUAGUUCUUGAGAAAGAUGUCGGUGACCAAUCCAUCACGGGAGCACUCUGGCCAGCUACACGGAGAGGAGGUGGAAUUCCAGGCUCGAAGCGUAGACGGGUUACCCCAUAGCCGCUUAAGUCCUAAUAAGGUGUCCCGCUGGGUCACGGACUUCCCCCGGUGCGGCAGAUGUGUGAGGAUAAUAAUGACGGCUAUUCUCAGGAAAUAGAAGAGAUGAAGAGGUGGAUUUGCAAUCACGGCCGCCGACGCAGCACGGGAAGAUUGAGAACAAACACGUCCCGUCCCAUCUCAGACCGAUAACUGCAUAUUAUCAUGUCUUCUCAUUUCUUAUGUUGAUGAUUGAUAGUCAGUUCUCUUAUACUAUGGGUGGACUCGGGCCGGGUGGCCCGACUCGGAACCAGCCCGGGAUCGGUACUGUUCCGGCCCGGCCCGGCUCGACCCGGUGGCCCGGUCAGUGACCGGUCUGGGUAGGCCCGACCCGUGGGUAUUCUGGUCUGGGCUCGGGUCACCCAAAACAAGGCCCGGCCCGGCCGGGGCCAGGUCCGGUUCGGGCCAAAAUUGAUUUUUUUUUUCUUUUUUUUUUAAAUUUUUGGGUUGGGUUGGGUAUUUUGGGCCAUUUGGGGUGGUUUGGGGGUUGGGGGUGGGAGGGGGGUUAAUUAGGAAGAGGGAAAAAAAAUUGAUAAUAGGCCCGACCCGGACCGGACCCAGUGGGUACCCGGACCGGUCCCGGGCCCAUCUAUUCAGAACCGGCGGCCCGGCCGAGCCUAGGCCCGACCCGACCCGGCCCGGCCCGGCCCGAGUCCAACUCUAUCUUAUACCAAGUACUAACAGUCUGUUGGUCAUCAUAUCAGAAAGGAAUCAAUCCAUUGUCAACACUCUAAAAUAAAGAAUGAUAACGACAUAAUAGUAUUCACCGAAUCACACAUACAAACUAACAAAAGUCACUUUUGUUUAUUUAUUUAAUCAGUUAAAUACAAGCUAGUACUACAAAAUAAACACUUGAACAUAAGGUACGUUAAUGCUAACAAAAACUGUACCCGCACGGGUAGCUCAGUUGGUCGAGUGGUGGGAGAUUUGGAACAAUGGACAAGGUUCGAAUCCCCGCAGCGAUCGGGUGGAGGUCACAGAACCUGAAAUAAGGCUGUGCCUCUGGUGCGCACAGGUGUAUGAGCCUACUGUCAUUCUUCUGACUGAGUCACCGUGACUAACCUCCCCACCAUCCCGUCGAGGCGGGGUGGGGGCUCCUGGGGUGGGAGAUUUCACCUUUUUUGGAACAAUGCUAACAAAAACUGAAAAAAUACAACUAGACACUUUUAAUUACAAUAAAAAAUUACGGUCUAAAGUUUAGUAAUUCUCAACUUCAAGUACAUCUCUAUAUUAUCCAAAAUGAGAAAAAAAAACCGAAGUACAUUAAAACAUAAUCAAGAGCAAAAAAUACAGAAAUAAAAUGCAGAAUUAAAAAAGAAGAUGAGGAAUUCAAAAAAUAUCUCCAAAAUAACUCUGUCGAACUUGGGCCGGCAAUUGGCCACCAUGAAGAAAAAUUCAUGAUCAUUCAAACUAAGGUCCGAUUUAGCCAAGAAAUAGGAUGGAUAAUUCCCUUCACGAUAAAUGUGGCUAAAAGUCAAUCCUUUAUAUAUCCUUGGCCCGAGUCACAAAUGUUAUGAUCUUACCUCCCCACUUUCAUGUUUGUCUUUGUCAAAGAGAAGUGCAAGCGAGCUAGCAGCGUUCGUUUCCACCUAAAACCAGGGGCUGGUUCAACAUUAACAUUCAGGUGAGGCCAAAAUUGAAUUAAAUAAAAAAUAUCAAAAUUUAGUAAAACAGUACUAUAGUAGGUGUUGAACAAAAUUUAUUUUCAUAUAUAAAAUAACAUCUGUUGCAACAAAAAUGUCAAAGAAAAAAAUAAAUGUUAAAAGAAUAAAAAUUUUAUCAAAGUCAAAUAGAAAAAAACACCUCAAAUUUAUAACUAUUCUUUAGUGUUUUCAUGGAAUGAUAUCAUCAAAUUAGAUGUAAACAUGAAUAUAAAAAUUAGAAUCAUUUAACCGUAUAAAAGAACAACUCAAAUGAGUUCCCUUUGACGGUUUCUGAGAAUAGCACCACCUAAAGAAGAUCCGUGAAGGUGCUAACAUGGACGUGAAGUCUCUUUUUGCUUUGAAGAAGCAGAAGGCGAAGGCUCAGAAGGAGCCGGUCAAGCAGAAGCCCGUCAAGGCCUUAUCCAAGAAGGGGGGUGAGCAGCCCUCUAUAGCUGCCGGUGAUGGGGUCGGGGGCUCUCAGGCCGCAGUGGCCCUGAAAAAGAAGAAAGCCGAAAGGGGGGCUGAGCCCCCGACCAAGAAGCAGAAGGCGGCUGGCUCCGACAAGCAGCCGACCUCCAAUGUUGUGAUCGUUGAGGACGAGGGGCAUGCCUCAGGCCCUACACCCGAAUUCGUCAAUGAGGCCUUCUUCGGUCGAGAGAAGGUGGAGGCCUUUGUGCCGAAGGGAAGUUCUAUCUUGGACACCACCCUCAACCCCCCGGCGUUCAUGUGUCAGGUGAUGCCCUCGGCCGAUAGGAUGGCACUCUCUCGGAUGGACGACAACGGCCUCGAGUCCAAGAUCCUUCUGAGCAGCGCCUCCGUGCGUCACAUUUUCCUUUUCUUUUCCUUUCUUCCGUUAUUAUACAAUGUAUGCGCAAUGCGUAUGACUAUUUUGUGUUCGUCGCCGCAGAACUUCAUCGGCCUCUGCGAGCAUCUUCGGAGGGUGGAGCAGAUGAGGGAGGCCAGGAGCGCCGUUGAUGAGGAGAUAGCUAGCCUCAGGAGGAAGCUGGCAAAGGCAAAAGACACCCUUCGGCUGACGACGGAGGGCGUGGAACAGCGGGUGCAGGCCGCCAAUUCUGAGGAUGCCAUAGCCGAGGCUGGGGAGGCCGCUGCUGAAGCCGCCAAGAUCGCUGCUGAGGAGGCCGAGAAGGUGAAAGCCGAGGAGGUGGCCAAAGCUGGGAGAGCCGCCGUUGAGGCAUUCAUUGCCGAGGGCUGGAUGAACGGGGACAAGAAUGAUUGGGUCUCCUCGGUUGUAGAGAAGAAGGUUGAUGCCUGGGGUGAGGGCCCGGGUAAAAUGUGGUUGGCCGAGAGAGGCGAUUGCUAUUAUCAAGGAGGUUGGCCCGGCAUUUCAACAUCCCCCCCGGAGCAGUUUGAUCUGAAGGCGUAUGGUCUCCCCCUUCGGUAGCCAGAUGUGAGAGUCCCCCUCCCUCCGGGUGAAGAGAGGCCGGUGAUUGAGGAUUCAGAAAUGAUGGGGGACGGUGGCGAAGAUGAGGCUGCUGAUGAUGAUGCCACCUCCAAAACUGCUGAAGGGGGCGCUGCUGAUGUUUGUACUUAAAUAUAUUUUGAACAAUGUUUUGUAAUAACUCCUUAUGAGCUUUUGGCCUCGGCCUUGAUGUACAACCAAUUUACUCCCUCUGUCCCCCUGUUAUUGUCACAUUUCCUAUUCACUUGGUCAACAGGAAAUGUGAUUCUGGUUUUAUGUAUCAAAUUUUUAUCAAAUUUGAUUCUGGUUUUUGCGACUUUGUAAAUCUUUUAUUGUAGUUUCUGAAUAUGUAAUUUUCUUUUUCUAAAAAUAAUUUGAGUACGCACAGGGAUUUGUUUGCUUUAUCGUCGGUCAAGCAUCAUAAACCGC